Panonychus citri (citrus red mite) is the source of this 6546-nucleotide messenger RNA. Its product is annotated as cubilin-like. Gene Ontology annotation, molecular function: serine-type endopeptidase activity. The transcript is spliced from 9 exons. The record is from RefSeq and is a predicted model, not a curated record. Lineage: Eukaryota; Metazoa; Arthropoda; Arachnida; Trombidiformes; Tetranychidae. The coding region runs from base 1 to 6336 and encodes 2111 amino acids.
AUGUUUUUCACCUUCGCUGUUUAUUCAAUCAUAUUUGCCAUUGGAACAGAAGUUGAUUCCUUUUCUCCAUCUUCAUCUUUAUCUCCUUCAACUAUAACCUCAACAUCACCUUUGACAUCUAAUUAUGUGACACUUUCAUCAUCACCAACAACUGAAUCAACAGUUAAAUCGUCGCCAAUUAAGACAACCUUUAAUUAUCCAAGUUCAUCUUCGGGUAUUUCCAGUGGAUCUCCAUCGACAGCCUAUUCUAAGCCCAAUACCUUGACCAUUGACCUGAGGUCAACAAGUGAUUUAUUUAGUAGACCAGAUGAUUCAAAUUAUCGAUCACCUUCAAUCCGACCAGAUCUUGACCGAGGGUCAAGUCAGGAUGGUGGCCUUACCGAUGAAUUUGGUACAACCGAAUCAAGUAGAUCAACAAUUAACAAUUACACCUCAUCAAUGGCCGCCGUUUAUCAAGAGGAACCCGAAAAUUUGUUCACCUCAUCAAGUCCUUCAGGUUCAUUGACAAUCACUUCAUCUGGAUUACAAUCAGCUAAUCAUGAGAUCUGUGAUUUCUGUAUUUACGAGGGUGAAGGUAACUUUACGAGUUAUGGUUAUCCGUUACCAUAUCGAUCAAAUCUUAAUUGUUCAUACCGAAUCCAACGAGUGGCCGAUGAAGAUAAUGCCGAUUAUUGUGAACUUGAUCUGAUAUUUCACGAUUUUGAUGUUCCAAUAUCGUCAAUAGCGGGUGUCACUUCAGGUCCAGAUUCGAUUGCAUCUGAUUGUAAUGAAGAUUAUUUAAUUGUAACUGGACGGAGAUUUUGUGGUAACCAAUGGAAAGGUCGAUCUGAGGUUAUUCCUUUUGCCGCAGGUCAAAAAGAGGUUACCUUUAAUUUUAUUUCAAAUGAACGGGUUUCAGGUCGUGGAUUUUGGGUUGAGGUUAAAAAGCGACCUGGUUCUUGUUACGAGAAAAAGGCAAUGAGAUCAUGUGAAGAGCGAUAUUCAGAUUCUGAGUUUUAUAUCACCAGUCCUCAGUUCCCAUCGGGAUAUCCGAAUGAUGCUGAUUGUACUUAUCAUAUACGAAGAUCUGACCAAUCAGUUUGUGGAUUAGAAUUUAAAUUUCUUCAUUUUGAUCUAGAACAAAGUGAAAGUUGUUCUUAUGAUUAUCUUUCGAUUGAUGGUCAACGUUUUUGUGGUACUUUAUCACCUCACACAGUUAAACAGGUCAAAUUUGACGAAGAUCAGAAAGUUUUAAUCUUCCACAGUGAUAAGCAAAUUCCCCGAUCAGGAUUCCAUCUAUUGGUUCGGCAACUUCGAAAAUGUGGCCCUUCCCAAUCUCUUCCACCGCCGCCCAAUUGUAACAUUUGUACCGAUGAAAAAUCUGGAAUAUUGGUCAGUUACGGUUAUCCAAAUCCCUAUCGAAACAAUUUACUCUGUUCUUACACAAUAGAAAAGUCCAAUUCCGAAAUGUGUGCCGUCGAAUUUAAAUUCGAUGAUUUUGACCUAGUUCCAUCUAAAGAUUGUUCUGAAGAUUAUCUAACACUCGGUGGAUCGAAACAAUGUGGAUCAACUCUUUAUGCUACCAAACGUAUACUCGAAUUUGGUCCAAACAAUACCGUUGAAAUGACCUUUAGAACCGAUGGUAGUUCUCAUUCAAGAGGAUUCUCAGCAUCGUAUCGUCAAUUACCCUGUUCCUCUUCCGGUUCAUCUCCAACCGCCUCAUCGUCAACAACACCAGCUCGAGACAUAACACCUCUUCCCGCUAAAGAUAAACCGACGACAACUCGAUCAAUUUAUUGUGAUCGAUACUUUUCAGAGAAAAAUUUUCUCCUCCAAAGUUACAAUUACUCUUCCAACUAUUUGAACAAUUUAGAUUGUACCUUAACGGUUCAUCGAAACACAUCAAAAGUUUGUUACCUUGAAUUGACCUUCCUAAUGUUUGACGUUGAAGCUUCACCUCAGUGUCAAUUUGAUUAUCUAGAGAUAAAUAAUGUACGACUUUGUGGUACAUUACAACGAGAAACAACUAGAACUUACAUAUUCGAGGGAAUUGAGAAAAUAAUAAAAUUCCAUUCAGAUAAUUCAUCAAAUCGAGGUGGUUACCUAAUCAAGGCUGAACAAUUAGAGUGCCAUGGUGAUGCUAUCAUACGAAACAUGUCCGAUAAUCAAGUCAACUCGAAUGCUCUGAUUCCCGAUCAUCCAUUACCCUGUGAUGCUGUUAUUACCGAUUCGACCUUUGAAAUAAUCAGUCCACUUUAUCCGUCACCUUAUCCUGGAUCAUCUAAUUGUGUUUACAGUGUUCAUAAAGUUGAUCCUCGAAUUUGUCGACUGGAAGUCACUUAUUACGAUUUUGAACUACAAGGAGUAAAUUCUCAUGGUUAUUGUUCAGCAGAUUAUCUUGAUUUCAAUGGUAUCCGAAUGUGUGGAACUGUUACUAAAGCUUCAGUUCGUAAUUAUUAUUUUCCAGAAUCAACGUUUUCCAUUCGCUUUCAUGCCGAUCCAUCGUUAUCAGGGCGAGGUUUCCGGCUCGGAGUGAAACAAUCAGAGUGUAUUGAACCCGCUAAUGAACAGAAACCACCUCAACCCUCAACAACCCUGAUCACAACACCAUCUCCAGCCCCAUCAACACCCUUGGCUUCAACCACCCAACGAGUUCAAACCCACCAAUGUGAUCAAGUAAUUAAAUCAGGAUUUGUUGAGAUUCUUAGUCCUGGUUGGCCGGCUAAUUAUCCUCCAUCAACUCGAUGUCAAUACACUAUAAUUAAACGAAACGAUAUUGGGCCAAUUUGUCAAUUAGAGGUUAAUGUAAUCAACUUUGAACUUGAUCAAACAAUCAACUGUCAAGGUGAUUAUCUUGACUUUGAACGUGAAAUAAUUUGUGGGUCAAUACCAAGUAAAACAAUUAAAUAUUUCCCAUUUGAGAGGCCAGAGUUUAUAAUCAAAUUUCAAAGCGAUGCCUUGGACACUGUAUCUUCCCGUCGUGGUUUCUUACUUCAAAUCCGUCAACGUGAGUGUGUCGAUGGAUUCAGCGUUAGUCCAACAAGAUUACCGACAACACCAUCGAUUUUACCAGAAACAACAUCUCACCAACAACAACAACCACAAGUAGCUGAUAAAAAGCGACUCGAAUAUUGUGGAUCAAUUGUUCGAGGUCAUAAAUUUGAACUUAAAAGUCCAUUAUUUCCAGCACCGUACGAGGCAGGAUUAGAUUGUCCUUAUACCGUUAGACGAUCUCACCCCAAUAUUUGUUACCUUGACCUAUUUUUCCUUGACUUUGAACUACAAGAUGCUAAAGAUUGUAAAUAUGAUUAUCUUUCAAUUGCUGGUAAAAAGUAUUGUGGUUUAGUUAAACCAGGAGCAAUUCAAAGUUAUCCAUUUGAAAAUCAGAAUGAAAUAUCAAUUAUAUUUCAUUCUGAUCGAACCAGUUCAGGUCGAGGUUUUUACAUUCGUGGUUCUCAACGUGAAUGUGAUCCAAUUACUUCGACCGUGAACACUUCGAACUACGAACCAUCGUCAGUAACCUCAACAACCUCGACACCCUCAACUUCACCGGCCAGUAGUCGAUCCAAUGGAACGAUAAUUAAUCAGAUUAAUCAUUUACCUCAUUUAUCGGCAACUCCAUCAAUUUGUGAAUUUUGUUUCGCAAGUAAAGAUGGUGAAGUAAAAAGCUACGAUCAUCCUGAUCUUUAUCCUGCUAAUUUAGAUUGUAAUUAUCGAAUCACUGGAUUACCUGGACAUUGUGCUGUUUAUCUUAAAUUUGACAUUUUCGACAUUGAAGAGCCACGAAACGGUCAAUGUAUCGAUGAUUAUCUGGAAAUUGAUGGUAACCGAUAUUGUGGUAAUCAACUUGAUCGAGCUCAGAAAUUACUUGAUUUCCAUGGUAAACCUCGUGAAAUAGUCUUGAAAUUUCACAGUAACGAAUUUAUUUCCGGCCAAGGAUUCAGAAUCUCUUAUGCACAAAUUGCUUGUAAUAAUAUCGGUGUUAAUCAAACGCCAUUAAAUAUACCAGAUAAACCAAUUCCUCAACUUAUCACUGAUUCAUCACCGAUUUCUGUUAUUGAAUCUAAUGAUAAAAUUUCAUCAUCGGUGGCAAUUGGAGUUGAGAGUCCAUCAAAUCGACGAGUUCCUUGUGACCUGGUAGUUUUUGACACUCGAUUCGAAGUGUCAACACCAGGAUAUCCUUACGUUUAUCCAAACAAUGCUGAUUGUCUUUUCUCAAUUCGUCGAGCGAAUUAUAAUAUCUGCAAAUUGCGACUUGAAUUCGUUGAUUUUGAUGUUUCACCGUCGCCCAAUUGUGGUACUGAUCAUCUUGACAUUGAAGGAGAACGUCUUUGUGGAAUUGUACCAAAUAACACCAUAAGAGAAUUCGAUUUCCACAAUUAUAAGAUUGCUCUUAGAUUCCGUUCGGGUGACCAGGGAUCUCGUCGUGGUUUCUUCAUUCGAGGCCAACAGAUCGAAUGUUAUGAUCACAAUAAGUCGCCUCCUUAUCCAUCAAAUUCUGCUGAUUUUCCAUCCUAUUCACAAUUUGAUAUUCGAAAUCCAACAAAACAUCACAAUAAUAAUCAACCAUCAUCUUCGAUUAAUUAUCAAUCCAAUAAUCCAUUUACUUCAUCAUCAUCUCCUCUCUCACCGAGUCACAAUUAUCCAUCCUCAUUAAAUUAUCCACCAUCAUCGGGAUCUCAUGGUUUGUAUCCUCCGCCUCCAUCACACCAAGCAAGACAAACUUCAUCAGUUACAGGGACAAUUAAGGUUAUCGAUCCAAGUGAUACAAAUUCAAGUUUAACUCAAUCAUCAAUUAAUCACCAACAAGAAGAAAUUGAUUCUCAACAAAUACCAGUCCAACAAUUUAGCUCUUUCACUUCCUAUUCAUCGCCAAGCGUUUGCGACAAGACAAUAACUGAAAGUUUCUUUGAAAUUCAAUCAACUAAUUACCCACAAAGAUAUCUCCCUGGAAGCAAAUGUUCAAUGAUAAUUAAAAAAGCGAAUCCAUCAGUUUGUCAUUUAGACUUAAUGUUUAUCCACUUCGACAUUGGUUCGGGUUCUUGUUCAAAUGAUUAUCUCUCGAUUGAUGGUGAACGACUUUGUGGUUCAAUUCCUGGUGGAACAGUUAAAACAUUUACUUUCGAUCUUCCCGAAAAGUUCAUCUUUUUCCGUGGAGACAUUGGUCAAGGUGUUGGUUUCAAUGUUCGAGGUCGUCAAGUUGAAUGUGGCCCAAAUAUCGGUCAAACUACGACGACAUCUCUCAAUCGAGCACCAGUUUUGAGUUUUAAACCAUCAACUCGAUCAUCAAGUGACCAAAGUUCCCCACUAUUAUUAUCAUUAUCAUCUUCAAAAUUAUCACCUUACGAUAGAGAUGAGUAUUCAUCAAAUUUACCCUUUUGCGAUCGCAUUUUUACAACGGAAAGUUUCACACUGACCAGUCCAAAUCAUCCAGCCAAUUAUCCCAAUAAUCUUUACUGUCAAUACACAAUUCGUCGGCCAAGUUCAAGUGUUUGCGCGAUCGAUGUAACUUUCGUCAAUUUUGACCUGGAAGAAUCGCCAAUCUGCUCAAAUGAUUACCUGGAAAUCGAUGGAUCAAAGAUUUGCGGUCUUUUACCUCCGCAUCAUAAAAGACGAUAUAAUUACUUCAAUGGCCACGACAAGGAGAAGACAAUCAUCUUUAGGACAGAUUCACAGAUCGCUAAAAGCGGAUUCUCAUUAAAAGUUGUCCAAGUGACCGGAUGUUCACAAGCAGACUCAUCUCAGCUUGACCAUCGUCCAAAAAGUAAAUCCCAAUGUAAUGAAUGUAUGAAAGAUUUGCUUGGACAGAUAACAAGUGAUAAUUAUCCAAAUAAUUAUGGAAAUGAUGUCGAUUGUAAUUACCGAAUCGCCUCCGCUGGGUCACAAUACUGUAAGGUAUUAGUUUACAUUCGGGAUAUGGACAUUGAGGAGACCGAAGCUUGUGACAAAGAUUAUCUGUUUUUAGAUGGACAAAGAGUUUGUAAUACAAAUUAUAAGCCGAAACCAAUGACCAUCUAUUUCCCAGAAUAUGGACCAAGAGAGAUAACUUUUAGUUUCCACAGCGACUCUAAAGGAACCGGAAGAGGUUUUUUCAUCGACUAUAUGCAACAAUCUUGUUCGACCUCUUCACCUUCACUAUCGCCAUCAACUAUGUCUAAAUCUCACUUUUAUCCUACUAAUCAUAUAGCGAAAGCUGUAAUUGAGGAAAUUGUUGAGACCAAAGUUGCUGUUCUUGACCAUAGACCCGAUCCGAUAAAUCAUCAAUCAGUUUCUGCCAAAGAUACAAUUUAUGUUGGUGAAUCGUCACCAUCAUCCUCAUCCUCAUCAUCUCCAUCUUUAACAAAGAAAUCAUCUUAAAUACUCAAUAUCUAUCCUUAGAGAGAGAUUUAAUCAUUUAAAUUAAUAUUUGUAAUACUUAAUUGAAAACCUUUUAACACAAUCAAUUUUAAUUGUAAGGUCAAACUUUCUGAUUCUUUUAGCAAUUUAGUUCUCACUUUGGAAAUACUAAAAAUACUGUAAAUAGUUUUGUUCGUGAUCAUAAAAAUAAAGGAAUCACAGUUAAAAUAA